AUGAGCUCCCAGAGCACACAAAAUGUAUUCGGAUCAACCAGGUCAACUCCUUCUUCAGGUUCCUCAAUUUUUGGUACUCCAGCAGGAGGGUUUGGCACUACUUCUACUUCUUCUUCUUCUUCUUCUUCUUCUUCCUCAACUUCAGCAUUUGUUGGUUCAAUUUUUGGAACUCCAGGAGGAUUCGGCACUCCUCCUACAUCUUCUUCUUCCUCCUCAACUUCAGCGUUUGGUACUCCAGCAGGAGGGUUUGGCACUACUACAUCUUCUUCUUCUUCUCCUUCUGCCUCAACCCCAAUUUUUGGUACUCCAGCAGGGUUUGGCGCUGCUCCUACUUUAGGGUUUGGCUCGAUAUCAUAUAGCCCAACUUCAGGGUUUGGUCGCUCAACUAAUGGUAACUCUCCAUCCCCUCAAUCCUCUCAUUUCUCCACCAAUCCAUCAAAUCGCCCUUCCCUUUUUGGAGGUAGUACAACCUCGACUUCAACCUCGACUUCAAAGCUUGGUAGCUCAACUAUUGGUAGCUCUUCGUCCACUACCUCCAAUACAUCGGACCAGCCACCGACAUCUGUAUUACCAACCGCAACAUCACUUUUUGGAUCAACUACUGUGCUCAAAAACCCAGUUGCCUCAACAUCACUUUUUGGAUCAAUUAAAAAGGCUGUUACAUUUAAUAAGGUGGUGGAGGCGUAUGAUAAGGAGGAAGAAGAAGAAGAAGAAGAUGAUGAUGAUGAAGAUGAAAAGGAGUAUGAUUAUGAGGAGGAGGAGGAAGAAGAGUUGGAAGAAGAGGAAGAGGAAGAAGAAGAAGAAGAAAUAGAGGAUCAAGAAACCAACAAAAAGAGCCAAGACAUCAUAUCAAACUCCAAUACAUUUUUAAAUAGAGUGGCCUCAUUUGUAAAGAUUAUCAAUGACAAAGAGUACCAAACAAAGAUCACCGACUCUAAACUAUCAGAGAGACUGUUUUUGGCCCAACUCGAAGAGAAAAGAUCAUCUAUCACUUCUUGUUUGGAAGAGAGGGUAGAGCAAUUGGAAGAAUCAAACUUGAAAUUUGCGGUUUAUGUAGGAAACUAUAUCCACCAACUCAACAAAGAUUUUGCCAAUCAAUCUAUUCAACUCAAAAAAGAAAGAGAUAAUGACAUUCAAGAACUCAACAAAGGAAUAGAGGUCCUGCAAAAGGACCAUUUUGAAAGAAUUCACCGUUUGGAGACCCAAUCAAAGGAAAGAGAAGAAAAGAUACAACACGAUCACCAAACCAGAUUGACUGAAUUGAUUGAAUUGGAAAAGAAAUAUGAGAAUCUAAAAGGUGAAAGAUUGGAAGGACUAGAUGAUAAAGAAUUGAACCAUCUCAUUGAAACCAACCAAAAAAGUAUUCAAAAGAUUGAUAGUCAGAAAUACAAUCGUUUGGUCAAGACAUUGGAAACACUCAAAAAAGAGAAACAAGAUUUGGUUGAUCAGAGUCUCUGUGCAGUCUGUUCAGAGGAACCAACCAAGAUAAUUCUCAAACCUUGUCAACACUUUUGCCUAUUCAAUGAUAAGAAUAUUUCCUCAAAAGAUAUCACUAGUACCAUGAGCAAUCUAUCUUUGGAAUCGGGCAUCAAAUCAUUUGAAGAUAGAGCAAACUCGAUAAAAAAGAAUAUUGAUGAAAAAUCUUAUCAAAACGAAGUCAAAAAAGCCAAAGACUUGGAAACAGAACAUUGGAUUAAAUGUCGUCACAAUUUACAAUUUGUCCAAUUAAAAUUAGAGAGAAGGAUAAAAGAUUUGGAGGAUUCACACUUGGCAUUAAUCGAGUUUUCAAGAGCACACAUUGAAAAGAUGAAAAUAGAUUUCGAAAUUCAAUCAUCACUGGAAACAGACAAACUAAAAAAAGCAAUCGAGGAAAUGAAAAAGGAGAACAUGGAAAAAAUCCAAAAGUUGAACACAGAAUAUUUGGAAAGCCACAACAGGUAUACAGACUAUUUUAUUAAAUUUAAUAAUAUACAGAGAGAAUAUAAACAUAUCCUUGGAGAAUGGUUGCAUGGACUAGGUGAUCAAGAAUUGAACAGUCUCAUUGAAACCAAUCAAAAGAGUAUUCAAAAGAUUUAUGACUAUAAAAUGGAAACACUCAAAAUGAAGAAUCAAGAAUUGGUUGAUCAGAUUCUCUGUGCUGUCUGUUCAGAGGAACCAACCAAGAUAAUUCUCAAACCUUGUAAACACCUUUGCCUAUGUAAAUUGUGUGCUUCAAAAGUUACCUCUUGUCCAAUGUGUCGUUCCCCAAUCACAAAAAAGAAACAAAUAUUUUCAUAA
Cavenderia fasciculata is the source of this 2277-nucleotide messenger RNA. RefSeq lists its product as uncharacterized. The record is from RefSeq and is a predicted model, not a curated record. NCBI's taxonomy places the organism in Eukaryota, Evosea, Eumycetozoa, Acytosteliales, Cavenderiaceae. Gene Ontology annotation, molecular function: ubiquitin protein ligase activity. Gene Ontology annotation, biological process: protein ubiquitination; ubiquitin-dependent protein catabolic process. The coding region runs from base 1 to 2277 and encodes 758 amino acids. The transcript is spliced from 2 exons.